This is a messenger RNA of Endocarpon pusillum Z07020, 2292 nucleotides long. RefSeq lists its product as uncharacterized. The transcript has 2 exons. Bases 1 to 2292 code for a protein of 763 amino acids. Lineage: Eukaryota; Fungi; Ascomycota; Eurotiomycetes; Verrucariales; Verrucariaceae. Gene Ontology annotation, molecular function: nucleic acid binding. Gene Ontology annotation, biological process: DNA integration. The record is from RefSeq and is a predicted model, not a curated record.
AUGACGGACGACUUCAGCAGAUACCGCAAAACAGCUGUGCUGAAGAAGAAGAAUGAGGCAGAGCAAGCUAUCAAGGAGUUCAUAGCAGAGAUAGAGGCCAAGGGGUACAGAACAGAAGGCAUCCGAAAAGACAGAGGCACAAAGUUUGGUAGCAAGAAGUUCGAUAAGUGGCUGAAGAAGAAGGGCGUACGAAUAGAGGAUUCUGCGCUAUACACGCCAGAGCAGAAUGGCGUAUCCGAGAGGGCAGUUGGGCUUGUGUGUGAGAAGGCGCGGGCCAUGCUGUUGGCAACAGAUUUGCCAGCAUCUCUGUGGGCUGAGGCAGUGCUAACAGCAACAGAUCUGAUGUACAGCAGCCCUACAAGGGCGUUGCCGCAUAGAGGGACGCCAUACGAGAAGUUCCACGGCAAAAAGCCAUCCCUGCUCCAUCUGAGAGUGUUUGGCUGCGUGGCGUACGGCAGGAUUCCGAAGCAGCUAGUUCGCGGCAAGAUGGCGCCCAGGAGCAAGAAGAUGAGGAAGAUAACGCUGACAAGGGAUGCUGUUUUUAUUAAGGAGGAUCUGGGGUUUGGGACGCCGCAGGGGAUUAUGGCGCCGCAGGAAGCUGUGGCAGAGAAAUCUGUGGCAGAGAAAUCUGUGGCAGCUGAGUCAACAGAAGAGUCAGAGAAUGAGACCCUAGCAGAUAUAGCGAAAGAAGCGCUAGGUUUGCUGGAUUUCGAGAAUCUUGAGGAAGAGGCACCUAUUGCUGCGUCUGUGAGGUCAGUUAAGCCGCAGGAAGGGGUCCCGAGGACCUACGCGCAAGCGAAACGCAGCGUAGGAGCAAGCGAAUGGCAGGAGGCCAUGGAGAAGCAGAUGGAGGCGCUCACGUCGAACGAUACGUGGCAAGAAGUUGAUCUGGAGUCGCUGCCUGCGAGGACCAAGGUCCUAUCUGGUAAGUGGGUCUACAAGGAGAAGGAGAAGGAGAAUGGCGAGCAGGUGAAGAAAGCAAGGUGGGUUGUACGGGGCUUUGAGCAGCAGGAUAAGGAUAUCAAUUGGGACGACUUGACCACAGCAACGGUCAGGGCCCAGACAACAAGGAUCCUGUUCGCUAUGGCCGCAGAGAAGAACUGGGAUAUCCAGCAGAUGGACGCUGUGGCAGCGUUUCUGAACGGGGAUAUCAAGGAGAACGUCUAUAUAGAGAUGCCCAUGAGGUGGCGGCAGAAGGGGAAGAUCUGCAAGCUGAAGAAAACGCUGUACGGCCUCAAAACGUCGUCAGGUGUGUGGUAUGGCCUGCAGACCUCAUUUCUGCAGAGCGUUGGAUUUGUACAAUCAAAAUACGACCCAGCACUGUUCAGCAAGCGUGGUGCAGAAGGUGUGGUAUUUAUAUCAUCUCACGUGGAUGACUAUCUGAUCACAGGGAGCGACAAGCAGGGGGUGCAGGAGUUGAAGAGGGCCAUGGCCAAGCGCUUCAAGAUGAAGGAUAUGGGCGCAGCUGUGAGCUAUCUUGGUAUGGAGAUAGAGAGAAAAGAGGAUGGGGUAAUUAAGCUGACGCAGGAGAGAUACCUGACGCAGCUGCUGAAGGAAACGGGUAUGUGGAAUGUGAAGUCAAAACCGACGCCUAUAGAGGCUGGCUUGGAGUUGAAGCCAGCUGAGGCAGGCAAGGCAGUGCGUCAGGAGGACUAUCGCAGGCUUGUUGGGAAGGUGCAGUGGCCAGCUGUGGUAACGAGGCCAGAUAUCAGCCAUACAGUGAGUCGUUUGGCAAGCGUUUCGAACACGCCUACUAAAGAGGCAUGGGGGGCGUUAAAACGCCUACUCCGAUAUCUGAGAGGCACGCUGAGGAGAGGACUGAGAUACGGAGGGAAGAGCGAGCUGAGAGGGUAUUCGGAUGCCAACUGGGCAGAAGGAGAGGACGGCAAGGCAACGACAGGGAUCAUCUUUAUGAUGAAUGGAGGACCUAUCCAUUGGUUCUCCAGGAAGCAGAACAUCGUUGCUCUAUCGACGUGUGAAGCAGAGUACAUAGCCGCAGCAACGGCGACGCAGGAUGCUGCGUGGCUAGGGCCCCAUGUACAAGAAAUGUUGGGAGAGAAGGAGCAAGCUGUGCCCAUUUUGGUUGACAAUCAAGGGGCCAUAGCGCUGGCGAAGAAAGAUGGCUGGAAUCGACGCACACGCCACAUCAACGUACGGUAUCAAUACGUGCAGGAGGCGCUGAGGCAGAGGAAGAUCAGGAUGGAGUAUGUUCCGUCAGAGGAGCAGUUGGGUGACGGCCUGACGAAGGCGCUGAAAACCGAGCUGUUCGAGAGGUGGCAAGUAAGGAUAUAG